AUGGAUCAUGGCAAGCGCGGCACCACCAUCCGCGCCACCUGGCUCGCCAUUGAGUCGCAGUUUCUCAGCAAUCGGGAGAAGCGGGCCCUCUACCUCGAUGACAAGUUCCGGACCUUCGUCCAGGGCGACUUGUCCAUUACGGACUACUGCCACCACAUCAAGAGCAUGGCAGAUGCCCUUGGUAAUCUCGGCGAGCAAGUCUCCGACCGCACCCUUGUCCUCAACAUCAUCCGCGGGCUCAACGAGAAGUUCGCCGCCGUCGGCCGCGACAUCUGGCGUUCUUGUCCUCUUCGCUCCUUCCUGGAGGCUCGCGAUGAUCUAGUUCUUGAGGAGCUCACAAUGGUGCCUCCUUCCUUGACUCUGUCCAUGGCGCUGCUCACCGGCAUCAACAUUGGCUCCUCCUCUCAUCCCUCUUUUGGCACCACUAUGAAGGCCGUUUAG
This is a messenger RNA of Setaria italica (foxtail millet), 441 nucleotides long. RefSeq lists its product as uncharacterized. The record is from RefSeq and is a predicted model, not a curated record. NCBI's taxonomy places the organism in Eukaryota, Viridiplantae, Streptophyta, Magnoliopsida, Poales, Poaceae. The transcript has 2 exons. The coding region runs from base 1 to 441 and encodes 146 amino acids.